Zootoca vivipara (common lizard) is the source of this 2269-nucleotide messenger RNA. RefSeq names its product interleukin 21 receptor (gene IL21R). Gene Ontology annotation, cellular component: external side of plasma membrane. Gene Ontology annotation, biological process: cytokine-mediated signaling pathway. The record is from RefSeq and is a predicted model, not a curated record. Gene Ontology annotation, molecular function: cytokine receptor activity; protein binding. Lineage: Eukaryota; Metazoa; Chordata; Lepidosauria; Squamata; Lacertidae.
ACCACAUCCUCCUGCUUGUACAGUAAUAUCAGGCCAAGCUGACGUCAUGCCUGUUCCAGAGCCAAAUCUAGUUAUGACUCAUCAAGGCAUCUGCACCUCUAGAAGGCAACCAUCGCAGGAGGCUGAGCAAGGACCCGCCAGGCGACAAUGGCCAACUGAGGAAGAGUACCAGAGCAGUGAAGCUGGGGAGCCCCAAGGGACUGUGGCAAGAGGAAGGAUGGCAGGCCAGGUGUGGGGAUGGCUGCUGCUGCUCUUCCUUCAGCAAGCUUCGGCUUGUGGGAAUCUCACCUGUUUUGCUGACUACAUCCAGACCCUGACAUGCAUGUGGGGAAAUGACCCCCACGCCUCCAGCAGAGCUCGGUACCAUCUUACAGCAACAUGGGACUGCGGAGAAGAAGACGGCAACUGCUCCUUCACCUCCAAGGGUGCUGCCGCCGCCCGAUACACCUGCUUUGCAGAGCAGGAUAUGUGCUAUGGGAACAACAUCUUUGAGGUGGCCGUGAAGCUGGGGGAUGAGCAACGGCAAGUGUGUAAGAACAAGUUUAUCUUCCAAGAACACAUUAAGCCGUACCCGCCGUUCAGCCCGAGGGCUAUUGCCUCCCCUGAGGGCUACAACCUCUCCUGGAGCACCAUAUACCAGCACGAUGAGUACUUCUACCGAGACCUGGACAGGGAGCUGCAGUAUGAGUUGCGCUACCGGCAGAAGGGACAUCCCUGGCAGGGACACAACCAUCUUCUGCAGGACACCGAGACCUUGUGGCUCCUGCCCCAGGAGUUAGAAGGGGACACAGACUACGAACUCCAGGUUCGGGCAAAGCCAAGGGAAGGCUCCUCAUACCAGGGCACUUGGAGCGACUGGAGCCCCAAAACGACCUUGAGGACGCUGCCGAGGGCCGUGGAGGACAGGGCAGGAGACAAUUGGUCCUUGUGGUUCCUGCUGGUGCUCAGCCCAUUGGUUGUUCUUGUGGUCUUCCUGGGCUGGCAGCAUCAGAGGUUGUGGAAGAAGCUGGACAUCUUCAUCCCCAGCCCGGCCCCCUUUUUCCGGCCCCUCUACCUGAUCCACAAUGGAGACUUCAAGAAGUGGUUGGGCGGCGGCAUCUCCCACCCCGGAGCCAUGUUGGACAACUUUGAAUGGAGCACAGCCCUGCUGGAUGUGUUUGGGAUGGGCCAAAAGCCCCUUCCCCCCAGCCCUGCCAAGGAGCAGCAGAGUGGGGGUCAUGCACCCUCCCCUGCUACAUUCGCUUCCCACCCACCUGGGAGCCAAGACGCCACCCAUGAGCAGGCCUACGGCCACCUCUCCAUUGACACCGUCACUGUGGCUGGAGAGUUUACCGCCUGCUGCCCAAGGUGCAAGGGGGCCACAGCAUGCUGCGCUCUGGAGGAGGGCCAGGGCAAGGGAGAUGCCUACCAGGGCAUCCUCUUCAAUGGGGGCCAGAUCUCCGAGAAUCUGCUCCUGGUGGACAUGGUCCCACCAGCAGCAGCCCAGAGGAAGGCUUUCUUGUCUGCCUUGGAGUCCUGGUCCGGAGACCCUCUCCUCAAGACUCUUGCCCCUUUCUCGCAAGCUGGCGGUUCCCUGGGCAGAAAAAAGUCUGGGGAGGAGGUGGACUUUUUUGGUUUGUCUCCUGAGCCCUGGACCCUGGAAGGCCUCUUGUCUUCAGAGGAGGAGGACCUGGCUUCCUACCGAGACCUGCUCUCUCCUGACUUGGAUGCAGAUGGGGACCUCCUUGCCAAUGGCCUGGAUCUGGAUACCAUUGACAGUGGCUUUGCAGAGUGUGACUGUGGGAGCCCUGUGGACUCUGAGUUCGAGAGGAGGCCGACAGGCUGUGGGUCUGAACCCCUCAGUGUGGAAAGCGGAGAGACAGGGGAAGAGCUCCUGCCCAGCUAUGUCAAGCAGUGGGUCUCCUCCUGUCACAACAGAGUGCAGCCCAGUUAAAAGCACAGAAGGGGAAGCAGGAGCUAAGAACCUGUCGAGGCCACCGUGAAGCUCCUUCACUCCUUGCAAAGAUCUAUGGGCCUUGCUUGGAUGCUCUGCUUUCUCCUGUGUAAGAGAGAUGUAAGCAGGGAAGACUUUGCUGCCACUACCAGACACCUCCUUUGCCCCAGGAGACCCACCCACCCCAGGACUGGAAGCUGUUUCCCCCCCCUCCUUGACAAAUUCCCCUUUUUGCUUAAAAAAGUGAAUAUUUUUUACAAAUAUGAAAUAUUUGGAUGAAGUUGGGAGUGUCAACCACAAACCAGACUUCAAGUUCCAAGCCACAGGGGGUGCACA